AGGAAGCGAACGUACAAAAGAGGAGGAGCAGAAGCGAAAUGAAAUCGACAGCCUCGCUCUCGUCAAUCCUCAGCUCCAAAGCCUGCCUCUCUCGCUCCGCUCUCCUCCCGAGGCCUCUGCCCCGCUCCAGCUUCCUCGCCGGCGCCGGAGCCGGCCGCCCCGAUUGCGCCGCGAACCGCCGCCUCGGGCUCCGAAUCGGGACCUCCGGCUUCACCGCCGCUGCCGCCGCGAUGGCCGCUUCCUUCAAGGCCGAGCAAGCUAGGGCUCCGCCCGCGCUCCCUGUGCCCACUCCUCCUCUCGCCAAGUUCAAGAUCGGGCUGUGCCAACUCUCGGUGACGGCGGAUAAGGAGCGGAACAUCGCCCACGCGCGCGAGAAGAUUCACGAGGCCGUGGACAAGGGCGCGCAGCUUGUUGUCUUGCCCGAAAUAUGGAACAGUCCCUAUUCAAAUGAUAGCUUCCCUGUUUAUGCUGAGGACAUUGAUGGAGGUUCAUCUCCUUCGACUGCUAUGGUAUCCGAAGCUGCUAAGGCCCUGAAGGUUACCAUAGUGGGUGGUUCGAUCCCAGAAAGAUGUGGUGAUCGGUUGUAUAACACUUGUUGUGUUUUUGGUUCCGAUGGAGUGCUGAAGGCCAAGCACCGCAAGAUACAUCUUUUUGAUAUUGAUAUACCUGGGAAGAUCACAUUUAUGGAGUCAAAGACUCUCACAGCAGGAGAAAGUCCAACAAUAGUGGACACAGAUGUUGGACGUAUUGGUAUAGGCAUCUGUUAUGAUAUUCGGUUUCAGGAAUUGGCAAUGAUUUAUGCUGCGAGAGGUGCUCAUUUACUAUGCUAUCCUGGGGCCUUUAAUAUGACCACUGGACCAUUGCAUUGGGAGCUACUCCAGAGAGCUAGGGCUGUAGAUAAUCAGUUGUAUGUUGCAACUUGUUCACCCGCUCGGGAUGCUGGAGCUGGUUAUGUGGCUUGGGGGCACUCCACUUUGAUUGGACCAUUUGGACAAGUUUUGGCGAAAACAGAGCAUGAGGAGGCCAUCAUCAUCGCAGAAAUCGAUUAUUCCGAGAUGGAGAUGAGGAGGACUAAUCUUCCAUUGGAGAAGCAACGGAGAGGGGAUCUCUACCAGUUGGUCGAUGUCCAAAGAUUGAACUCCUAACAAGUCUCUCCAAUGCAAAUGAUCGGAAGAUGGCUGUCCGGUAUUGUAAUGGUAAUGGAAACACUGUACCAAACAGCAAUUCGUGAGGGGAAUUCUUGUCUGGGAGAUGUCCAGAGUCGGUCAUUUUGCUAGCAGAAGUAAUAAAAUCUCUUAUUUACUCCCCUACAGUGUGUAGCGCAUUUGUAUUAAACCGAGACUUCCGUUUUCUGAUACACUACAAUCGGAUGGAUGGUGUUAGUGAGCCACAGUGCCGUCUUAUGUACAUUACAUGGCUAAAUACAAUGUCCUAUUGUCGCACCACUUUUAUCGGCUGUCUCCAAAGAGGCCAAGUGCGAUGGUAUAUAAGAAUUAAAUUGAGGAAAGAGCAUUGAGGGAAGCAAGGAGAAGAGGGAGCAUGCAGUGCACGUGAUGCUGUUGACCCCAACUCCAAGAAAGCAGCCAACCUGGGCCUAAAUCCUAGUCCAAGAAGUGCACGUGGCUUCAAAGAAACAGGAGACUGCCCCCUUUGUCAGGGAUUGCUGGUGCUUGCUAGUCCUCGGAAAAAGGGACAAUAAUUCUAUAAGCCCUGGGAAGAUGGUGCUUUGUCA
This is a messenger RNA of Eucalyptus grandis, 1732 nucleotides long. Its product is annotated as omega-amidase, chloroplastic. The record is from RefSeq and is a predicted model, not a curated record. Gene Ontology annotation, cellular component: mitochondrion. Bases 39 to 1145 code for a protein of 368 amino acids. Gene Ontology annotation, molecular function: omega-amidase activity. Gene Ontology annotation, biological process: oxaloacetate metabolic process; L-glutamine metabolic process. Lineage: Eukaryota; Viridiplantae; Streptophyta; Magnoliopsida; Myrtales; Myrtaceae. The transcript has 10 exons.